UCUGCAUGGUGAGACGGAGGAGAGAUGGCAGACCGUUCGGAUGAAGCGACCCCGUUAAUUAACAAGUCACCACCCCGCAUAAGGCAUGGAAAGCUCUACCUUGCGGUGUUUUCAGCGGUUCUGGGCAAUUUCAAUUUCGGAUUUGCUUUAGUGUUCCCUUCCCCUGUCAUCCCUCAGCUUAAACAGGGAGAUGACACUCGGCUGCAAAUGGACGUCCAUCAGAUAUCAUGGUUUGGCUCAAUUUUCACUCUUGGAGCGGCUGCAGGGGGUCUCAGUGCCAUGUUUCUGAAUGACCGAGUUGGACGAAAAAUAAGCAUCAUGAUAUCAGGACUACCGUCUGUUCUAGGUCUCCUUGUGAUGGGAUCUGCACAAAACUUCUGGAUGUUGUUAUGGGGCAGAUUUCUGACUGGUAUCGCUGGUGGCAUCACUGCGGGCUCCAUUCCUGUAUACGUGUCAGAGAUCUCCCACCCAUCUGUGAGGGGUAUGCUGGGUUCAUGUCCUCAGAUCACCGCCGUCUUUGGAAGUCUAGCGCUCUACGCUCUUGGCCUGAUUUUGCCAUGGAGGUGGCUGGCUGUGGCUGGGGAAGUUCCUGUUGUUAUCAUGAUGCUUUUACUUUGCUUCAUGCCUACCUCUCCACGUUUCCACAUCAUGAAAGGAAACAGAGCUAAAGCUGUUAAAUCACUAGAAUGGCUAAGAGGACCCAAUUCUGAUUAUUUGACUGAGUUUAAUAAGAUCGAGCGCAGUAUCACAACUCAGGGUGUACAAUGGAGCGAUCUUAGGACAACAUCAUACUAUAAACCAAUCCUGAUUUCAGUCUUCAUGAGAUUUCUUCAGCAAAUGACUGGUAUAACGCCGAUUCUGGUAUAUCUGGAGCCCAUAUUCCACAUGACAGCUAUAUCGCUGGAACCGAAAUAUGAUGCGGCUUUAGUAGGAGUUGUAAGAUUGAUCUCUGUUGCUAUUGCAGCCAGUUUGAUGGACAAAGCAGGCAGAAAAGCUCUACUCUUCACUUCAGGAUUCUUGAUAUAUAUAGCCAUGCUUUCAAUGACCAUGUACACCCACCAAACACCAUGCAGCCAAGGCAAUCUCACGCUAACAGAGGGCCUGAAUAUGUCUUCUGAAGUCCAUCCAGGGGCUGCUUUUGAUCCAAAGACUCUAAUUCCUCUCAUCAGUGCCAUGGUUAUCAUUUUUGGUUAUGCUAUGGGCUGGGGUCCAAUCACAUGGCUGCUAAUGUCAGAGAUUUUACCUUUGGGUGCACGUGGUGUCGCAUCCGGUUUGUGCGUUGGUGUUAGUUGGGUCACGGCCUUCGUCCUGACGCAACUCUUCAUGCAUGUUGUGGUCGCCUAUGGACUCUAUGUACCUUUCCUGUUCUUCUGUGUGGUCUCUGUAGUGAAUAUAAUAUUCACUGCUAAGUGCGUGCCAGAAACCAAAGGUCGAACUCUGGAGGAGAUUGAGAACUACUUCAGGACUGGCAGAAGCUUCACCAUUCAUGAUCCUUAAAACGUCCAUAUGCUGGAUUUAGAAGGUGACACUAUUGAAUCUACACUGUAGAAAAUCUCUGUUAAUUAACUGUUUCUGUAUUUUGUGAUUCACAAGUGUUUAUUUAUGGUUGUGAAUUGCAUAAUGGCAUGUUGAUUUCUGCUCUGUCGAAUUUUGAUGUUAAAAAUUCAACUCUACAGUUUAACAAACUGUCUUUAAUGACAUUUUAGCAGUUUGAACUAAUAGGUUGUUUUCAAUCACGUGGUUUUGGUGACGCACGAAAUUCAGAUGGAGGGCAGGAAGUAAAAAACUGAAUGGGAGGCAUAGAGGAAAGUCUGCAUUUUUCAAGUAGGUAUCGCUGCAGCCCGGAGACCUCCAAGUGGGAGGGAUUACACCGCAAGUUGGUUGGGUGACCUCCAAGUGGGAGGGACUUAAACCACAAGUCGGUUGGGUUUACCUUUUGUAGGUGGAGUAGACAUUAAUAAAACACAUCAGGUUACUGUGAGGCUAGGUUUAGGGUUGGGUUUAGGUGUAGACGUUAAUAAAACACAACAGGUUACUGUGAGGUUGGGUUUAGGGUUAGGGUUAGGUGUAGACAUUCAUAAAGCACAAUAUUGAACUCUAAAUACGACUCAAUAAAUAAAAUAAAUAAAAACUCCAGGUUUGCACAGACCACUUGGAGCUCGAAGGCCCACCCACUUGGAGCUCAAGUCCCACCCACUUGGAGCUGGCUCCAACCUCCGUUUAUACCCUUCUCGUAUUUUUUGCGGUUUAUACCAUAUUCCAAAGGAGAUAUAAAUAGAAAAUAACCACAUAUGUUGGGCAUCAUAAAGAGGGCCGAGUUUUUUACUGAACUCAAAUAUAUUUGCCUGCCAUCAAUGCGGUACAUAUUUUGUGAUAAGGCCUUUGUUAGAUUAAAAAUACUAUAGGAAAUACUAUAGUGUUUUGGAAGCAUACUAUAGACAAUUACUUGAAUUAAACUGUCGUAGUAAUUAUAUUGUUGCUGUAGUAAGACACAACUGUAGUAAUAAACAAAAUAUUCAAUACGCUUCAGUUUUCUAUGCUAUAAUAAUACACCAUCACAAUGCACCACAGUUUACAAUAACGUUACAGUAUUUAUCACAGUUUAUCAGUUUACUAUGCUACAGUAUUCUGUAGCAUUCAUUAACAAAUAGUUGCACACAUUCAACACUUAACUAUGUGGUUCAAAAACAUGUUUAUUAUAAAUUACUAUAGUUUUUUUCCACAUGCGGAUACAGUAUCUUCCAGACAUCACAAAAUAACAGAUGAAAGCAAUGCUUUUUUUUUGUUCGGUCGAUGAACUUACCAUCAACAAACAUUCACCGCUGUUGCACAUCUCAAUGUUAAUGCUAUGGUUGUUUAUUCUGCCGAAACGCUAGUAAAGACAUGGAUUAUUGAUAAACAAGAUGGAUUGUUUUUCAUUGCAGCGAUUACAUGACAGGGUACAUUAUUUAUAUUCCUGGAUUUAGUAUACGUGUGGUGGUCUUUGUGUCUGAUUUUUAUAUAACACAUUAACAUAUAAUGCACAUAGCCAGGCCUGUAAUUAAUAAGAAUAAUAAGAAUCUUUAUUGGUGCUGUCAAACAAAUUAUCGCAUUCAAAACAUGGAUGUAUUGAAAAAAUGUUUAUUACAUGCCGCCUUUUCUUGUUUUUCAGCCAGUUUUUUUAACUGUCCCCCCUUUAUGAGCAAAAACUUUUGGAAGUCUAUAAAAGUCUGUUUGACAUUUAUUAUUUUGGCCGAUUUAAACAGUUAUAAACAACAUAAAGCAGAAACAUUUUGAUGUUUAGCGAUUCCUAUGUAGAAGAACCAUUUCCUGCCCUCCAUCUGAAUUUCGCACAUCAUCAAUAACGUGAUGUAAAAACAACAACCCAUACAUCACUUUAAACUGUUAAAUAAGUUAAUAAAAGUCACCUUUUUUUACUUGUCAAGACUAAAGGUUGUUGGAAGAAAGAUUAAGGUCCCAUAAUCCAAUUCAAAUGCAUAAAUUCAAAACAUGGAUCACAGAAUACAGAAAACUGCUAAUUUUAAUUAUACAGUGUAUAGUGCCAAGACAAAACAUUGUAUUUUACUCCAAUUGUGAAUUAGUUUACUAAAUAUUAUAUCUGAUUUAUAUAUAUUGCAUUGUUGUGGCUCUGAUGUAAAUAUCUUAAUUACAUUUUGUAAUGUGUAAAAUCUAUCCGAUGCAUUUUUAUUAGAAGGAUUAACUGUAUAUGAAGAGUGUGCGGAUCUGAAAUGUUUAAUUAA
Danio aesculapii is the source of this 3740-nucleotide messenger RNA. RefSeq names its product solute carrier family 2 member 6 (gene slc2a6). The transcript is spliced from 10 exons. Gene Ontology annotation, molecular function: transmembrane transporter activity. The record is from RefSeq and is a predicted model, not a curated record. Lineage: Eukaryota; Metazoa; Chordata; Actinopteri; Cypriniformes; Danionidae. Gene Ontology annotation, cellular component: membrane. Bases 25 to 1497 code for a protein of 490 amino acids. Gene Ontology annotation, biological process: transmembrane transport.